Molecule: messenger RNA, 2339 nt
Organism: Talaromyces stipitatus ATCC 10500
Lineage: Eukaryota; Fungi; Ascomycota; Eurotiomycetes; Eurotiales; Trichocomaceae
Product: DUF914 domain membrane protein
Exons: 5
Coding region: 90-1292 (400 amino acids)
Biological process (GO): transmembrane transport
Cellular component (GO): membrane
Molecular function (GO): transmembrane transporter activity
Source: RefSeq, a predicted model, not a curated record
GACCUUGCCUUUUUGAUCGUCUUCGACAUUGAGUAAACGGUCAACGUACACCGUAUUGAUGACCGGGCAGUCUGUUCUACAAGCCAGAAAUGGCCGCCUCUGAGCCAUUGAUUGCUGCUCGAGGGGAUCGGGACAGCAUUUCCGAAAGUCAAUAUGACGCGCUGCUUGGUCAGGAUCACGUUGAACAGAGUGAUGAGGAAGUGACGGACAACAAGCGCCAGGGAUUAUUUGCGUAUCUACGUACCAAGGAUUUCUGGACUAUUCUACUGCUUGGACAAACCCUGGCCAUCCUCAAUACGUCGAGCAGUACGUUCACCUCUCUCCUCGAAGCGCAGGGGACAUCAAUACCGGCCUUUCAGACAUUUUUCAACUACGCCCUGCUGAAUAUUGUCUUUACAUCGUUUACAAUCUACAAAUAUGGGUUUAAGCACUGGGCACAGAUUGCGCGAAGUGACGGAUGGAAAUAUAUACUAUUUGCCUUUUGCGACGUCGAGGGAAAUUACUUCAUCGUUCUCGCGUACCGAUACACGACCAUCCUCAGCGCACAAUUGAUUAAUUUCUGGGCCAUUGUGGUGGUGGUUAUCCUCUCCUUUUUGACACUCCACGUGCGCUAUCAUACCAUGCAAAUACUAGGAAUAUCAAUUUGUAUCGGAGGCAUGGGCAUCCUACUAGCAUCAGAUCGGAUUACAGGGAGUACCUCCGAAGGGGAAGCUCUAGAUCCCGUCAAAGGAGACCUCUUCGCCCUCCUCGCCGCAACAUUCUACGGCUUCUCCAACGUCGUCGAAGAAUACUUUGUCAGCAAACGACCCGUUUACGAAGUAAUAGGGCAACUCUCAUUUUGGGCCACAAUCAUCAACGGUAUUCAAGCUUUUACCUUAGACCGGUCAUCAUUCGAAACCGCAACCUGGAACAGACCCGUGCUUCUCUAUCUGUUGGGUUAUACCAUAUGUUUAGCCAGCUUUUACACCACUGCACCCUUGAUCUACCGCCUGGCUUCAGCCGCGUUUAUGAAUAUAUCUAUGCUCACGGGUAAUUUCUGGGGUGUACUUAUCGGCGUGUUUGUGCUGAAAUUGCAGAUUCAUUGGUUAUACCCCCUCGCAUUCGUGAUGAUUCUCCUGGGUCAGUUUGUAUACUAUCUCGGCCCGCCACGACGAGAUGGCAGUUUGGGCGAGGCAAGGAAACCGUGGUUAGGCCGGAAUCAGGAGCAAGGUGUAUCGGGGAUAUUUACGGCGAGGAGGAGGAUUGUUGAUAGGGCUCGAGAUGUUGUUUCUGCCGACGGGCUUGCGGGGUGAAUAGCAGAUCCGAUUAUAUGCGGAUGUUUCAUUCUAUGCAUCAUGACAGACAGGUUUCGGGAGACUUUCUAUGCAUUAUUUCAUCAUACAUGGUCUGAUUCACGGACGGGACAGGCAGGACAUGACUCGCGGUGGCCACCUUUCUGACUCUACUAAGUAUAUAAGUAAUAGACAUGAAAAAACGACAGGAUACAACAUGCUCCAUAGAUAUUGAAUUCCCGGUUAAACUAUACCUCCCAUAUACAAUUGUAAUCAAGAGAGAUCGAACUUAGAGCGGAAACAACGACACUAUUCAUAGAGGAAAUGGAAAAAGUGUUAUAAAACAAGAAGAAUUAAAAUUGUACCAAAACCAAACGCAACAAUCAAUCACAUACUUGAGGGGGAAAAUAGAAACCCAUUCCAUGCAGCAAGUCCGCAGUCAUCAUCAAAACGCUCAGAAGCGCAAAGCAUAAUGAGACUCCCAAAAUGAGAAGAAAAAAAAAAUGGAAAAUGGAACCCAAAAAAAAUUGAGCCAAGAAAAUAAUGAAAAAACCAGAUGCAUCAGACCAGUUUCGGGCGAAUAGAAAACUCCUUCGAGAAAAAGAAACCCAGAGCAAGACCCCCUCCUCUUUGCCAACCAGUUCCAGGGCCAAACACAGUCAGUAAAAACAAUAGACAAGAAUGAUUCCCAACCAAAAAAGAAAGCAUGCCGUGCUCCAAUGACCUUUCCAAUAUAUCAACCAUUUCCAAGAACCGGACAACUUGCAAAAAACACACCGACGCAAAUAAUAAAGGAAUAAACAGUAAUCCCUUCCUUGACUUCUCACAAAAUAUGUACGUUCGCUUUUGUCGCCCCCCCCAAAGAAAUAACCAUUAAAUCCAGUUAUGCUGCCACUCACAACGCCGCGGUGCUUUGAAUACACAGCAGGUACCAGAAUCCGAGAUAAGAAGAACCGAGAGAGAGAGAAAAAAAAGAGCAUUUGUAAGAAUAUCGAAAGUGGCUCUAACCCCAAACGGAAGCUUGUACUCCAAGGUUCUUAGAGCCCCAAACGCCGCUGUUGCUGCCCC